AGAAGAAGAAGAAGAAGAAGAAGAAGAAGAAGAAGAAGCAGAAGCAGCAGCAGCAGCAGAAUGAGUAAGAGUCUAGUCUAGUCUGAUGUGGGACUUCCUGGUCAGACAGUGCCUUUCACAAGAAUCAGAAAACGCAAUUUGUCAGACUUCUGUCCGCUAACUCAAUACAUAAUCUAAGUCAUCGGGUUUCAAAAUUAUUUCGACUGUGUUAUUUCGCAGCGGUUCCCAAAGAGGGUAUUCAUCAACGUUACUCACCAUCAAAGUUAGCUAGUAAGCUAACGUUAACGUUAGGGCUCUGCUGUUCUUUAGCGAUGUCCGCUUCGGCUGGAUGCUCCCCGGCGGGCCAGAGCUCGAGCCUUGGCCCUGGUAUGUCCAUGUUUCGCUGGCUAGAAGUGCUGGAGAAAGAGUUUGACAAGGCCUUCGUGGAUGUGGAUCUGCUGCUCGGAGAAAUAGACCCAGAUCAAGUUGAUAUUACGUACGAGGGUCGGCAGAAGAUGACAAGCCUAAGCUCCUGUUUUGCUCAGCUCUGUCACAAAACCCAGACGGUUUUCCAACUCAACCAUAAACUAGAGGCUCAGCUGGUGGACCUGCGUUCUGAGUUGACUGAGGCUAAGGCUGAGCGGACAACGGUAGAAAGGGAGGUCCAUGACCAGCUCCUGGAGCUCCAUGCUCUCCAGCUGCAGCUUCAUGCCAAGGAAGGCCAGGCUGAGGACUCUGACUCAAUCAAAGACAGACUGAAACAGGAGCUUGAGGCCAGCAAGAAGGAGAAAUUAGCAGAGGCAAAGCUGGAGGCAGAAGUGCGACUAUACAAGAAAGAAAAUGAGGCCCUGCGCAGGCACAUGGCAGUAUUGCAGGCCGAAGUGUACGGAGCCAGACUGGCUGCCAAAUACUUGGACAAGGAACUGGCUGGCAGGGUGCAGCAGAUCCAGUUACUGGGUCGUGACAUGAAAGGUCCAGCGCACGACAAGCUGUGGAACCAACUGGAGGCAGAGAUUCACCUUCACCGCCAUAAGACUGUCAUCCGAGCAUGUAGAGGUCGUAAUGAUCCUAAGAAACCUCUUCACUCUCCUGUGGGGCAUGACCCAGACAUGUUGAAGAAAACCCAGGGAGUAGGCCCUAUCAGAAAGGUCGUGUUAGUCAAAGAUGAUCAUGAGGGGCUGGGAAUCUCCAUUACAGGUGGGAAGGAGCACGGUGUUCCCAUUCUAAUUUCAGAGAUCCAUCCAAGUCAGCCUGCAGAUAGAUGUGGAGGGCUGCAUGUCGGAGAUGCCAUCCUUGCUGUCAACAGCAUCAAUUUGCGAGAUGCCAAACACAAGGAGGCUGUCACCAUUCUGUCCCAGCAGCGAGGACAGAUCGAGUUUGAGGUGGUGUAUGUGGCUCCAGAGGUGGACAGCGAUGAUGAGAAUGUGGAGUAUGAAGACGACAGUGGCCAUCACUACCGACUCUACCUGGAUGAACUGGACGACAGCAGCACAGCGCCACCCAGCAAUAGCUCGGCAUCACUGCAAGCUCUGGAGAAGAUGUCACUGAGCAAUGGACAGGAGAAUGAAGGAGAUACUGGGAUCUCCAGUGAGACACCUUCACAGGAAACCCCUUCAAAGCCUCCUGAGACUGACUGCGCCUCCUAGAGUCUCAGCCGAGCCAUUGGUAUUUAGAGAGAUGAUAAGAGGAUUGGUGGGAAAAUCCCUCUCAAAGAACUGAAUCCAAGAAUUCUAUGACAAGCCUAGGGACAAGGGGAAAUUAACAGUUUUUUCCCUUUUUCCUCUUCGUGUUCCGGGGUGGUGGGAUUUGGGGGUCUAGCCUCGGCAUGUGGCGAUGAGGGGUAAUUGUAGUUGAAGUACAUGUUUGAAGAAACCAGAGGUGUAAGAUAUGUAGAGGAGGAGUAAUGGGACUUUUGGGGGGGUAUUUUAUUAAGAUACUAAUGGGAAUUGAUACCUGUAUUUGAAAAAAACAUCAGAAAGAAGGAACAGGGAGGAACAGGUCAUUGUUGAAAAUGUCUUUCAGGGGCCGCUUUUGGAGAGACACUAGAGUGUUUUCCUUUUGUUUGUAUAGUUAUUCAUCUGGUCUUGACAAUGCUAUGACAAGACUAUAUUGUCCUACAGGGGCCGUGGAAGAGGCCAGGGAAAUAUCUCAAAAAGGAAGUGAAUAAAAAAAAUAUUUUAAUGAUUGUUUUACAAAAAGAGAAUAAAUCCGUUAACAACCUUCUCAGAUGUAAGUGAUCAUGGUAGGGAGCAAGGCCAUUCAUGCUCUUUCACAUGAGCUGCUCAAUAAAAAUAUCAAAUUGAAAUCCCAGUUAUUAAUGAUAUGUUCAGGGGGUCUUAAACCCCUUCAGAGCCCAGCAUUUAGCAAAACAGUGAAGGCUAUGUCAUAUGUCCAUUUUAGGCUGAAGGGAACAACUUAUUUUCCCUCCUUUUAGAUAUUUUAAAGCAUAAAAUACUAAACAAAAAAAGCAUGUUAUAACAUCUAAUGCCUGACAUUGCAAAUACUCUCCCAAGUCCUUGAGGACAUUUUUUCAGUGUAUUUGUCAUACUAGUGUAUGACCUCAAAACCCUGUCCUGGUAUUGUAUCCUGUUUAUAAGGUGGUGACUAUAGGUUAAAAAUUCCAUUGAUCCGUUAUCCAGCAAUAGAUUUUUGACCUUGUUCCAUCACUAACAUAUUUUGGCAUGUCACUGUAUGUUGAAUAUACAGGGGUAGAUACAAUAACACUUGAUAUAAUUGAAUACAAUCAUUCUUAAUAAUCGGGUCUUUCUUAACUGUGUAUUGCAGUAUACUGUAUAUUGUUAUUGUUUGUUAUUGUCACACUACAUUCUAUUGUAACAUGUAUUUUGUCAGGAACACCACAAAUUAUAAUGCAGUAAAAUACAACAAACCACUCAAAACUGGGUAGCGCGUUGAAUCAACCCCUCUGAUACAGGCCUCACCAAUGUAUUGUUUGAUGCAAAGAUAUUCAGUUGAAGACAAUAUUGUGCCCAGCGCUUGUAUCAUUUGUCACCACUGCUACCUGCCAGUGUUCUGUCUCAAAGGAACACGAAUAAGUGGAACCCAACGCCAUGACUCUGUGACCUUACACAUUCACAUAUCAGUUUCUUUACUUUUUUGUUAUUCUGUUUCCUUGGAGCUUGGUUUGUGUCUCUAAACUCUUCACAUAUAUGAUGUGCAUCUUUAUAGUUAAUGUAUUCAAAUCAAGCAAUUUAUUUAAUCUUUUAAUAAAGUUUGGUUCCAAUUUGGUUUAUUUGUAAUACA
This is a messenger RNA of Siniperca chuatsi (mandarin fish), 3240 nucleotides long. RefSeq names its product golgi-associated PDZ and coiled-coil motif containing (gene gopc). The record is from RefSeq and is a predicted model, not a curated record. Gene Ontology annotation, biological process: negative regulation of protein localization to cell surface. Gene Ontology annotation, molecular function: transmembrane transporter binding. Gene Ontology annotation, cellular component: Golgi apparatus; trans-Golgi network transport vesicle; membrane. The coding region runs from base 312 to 1625 and encodes 437 amino acids. The transcript is spliced from 8 exons. Lineage: Eukaryota; Metazoa; Chordata; Actinopteri; Centrarchiformes; Sinipercidae.